AUGAAUCUCAACACCCCAAAACGACAUCGUUUCCUUCGUUACUUCCGCCCAAUUGCUUUCUUCGUCAGAUUCACUACGCGAUAUAGCUUCCCUUCCGGCGAGACUAUCCAACUUUCCGCAGCCGCCGUUACUGAUUCGCCAUGGAUUCCGGUCACCCUCUGGCUCUACCACCGUCGACCUGUACUUACGAAGAGUUACUUUUGGCUUGUUCCGUUCUCGCCGAAGAAGCUACCAGCGUUGAUAGCCUUCCUCGCGGUGAAAGAAAAGAGUUUACCUAGGUUACAUUUUCCAUUUAUCUCGAGCCGAUGGCAAUUAACAAAGUCAUGGACUAACCUCCGAAGUGGCCACCAGUUCCAGCAAGGUAAGAAAUUUCUUAAUGAAUUGAACCAACAAAGUUCUUUCAAGUUUAAGUUCAAGACAUUUCUCAAUGAUGGAUACAGAGAAGCAGAGAAGAGGGACUUUGCUGUGCCUGUAAGAAUCGUGGAUUCAUCGAAAGACUUGAACUCUUACGGGCUUGGGAAUGUUGACUGGAAAGAAAGGAUCCAAGGUUGGAAGCUGAAACAGGAGAAGAAUAUGUUACAGAUGAGUGGUAAAAUUCAUGAAGGGAAGGGAGGAGAGAUUGAAGGGACUGGUUCCAAUGGUGAAGAACUCCAAAUGGAUGGUGAUGCUCGGCUUCCUAUGAGCUGUGUGAUUACUAUUCCAUCCUCUCGCAUGACACCUUAUCGUAUUGUGAUAGUUUUCCGGCUCCUCAUUUUGGGAGUGUUCUUGCAUUAUCGUGUAACUCAUCCCGUGAAAGAUGCAUAUCCCCUGUGGUUGACCUCAGUUAUUUGUGAGAUCUGGUUUGCCUUUUCUUGGCUUCUUGAUCAGUUUCCAAAAUGGUGUCCCAUUAACAGGGAAACUUUUCUUGACAGGCUUGCUUUAAGUUUGGUUCUUACAACUUUAUGCUCCUCUCCAUCUUUCAUAACUAACCUUCUUCAUAGGGUAUACGUGUAUAGAAAGUUUCUAAAAUUUGAUAGCUCUUCAGGAAGGAAGCUUAAGCAAGGAUUGGUAUUGCUCUCAUGGUUUCGGAUGGACAUUCAAUACGGAAAGGAAAGAGCCUCUACCUGGUCCUCUUCAAGUUUGCAUGUCGCAUCAGCUCUCAUGGCAGAAGCUUUAGCUGUUAGAUCAGCUCUACUAAGCGCUAUUUCCAAAGAUGCAGAGAAAAUACAAUAG
This is a messenger RNA of Microthlaspi erraticum, 1212 nucleotides long. Lineage: Eukaryota; Viridiplantae; Streptophyta; Magnoliopsida; Brassicales; Brassicaceae. The record is from the annotation of a GenBank genome assembly.